Molecule: messenger RNA, 927 nt
Organism: Colletotrichum gloeosporioides
Lineage: Eukaryota; Fungi; Ascomycota; Sordariomycetes; Glomerellales; Glomerellaceae
Exons: 3
Coding region: 1-927 (308 amino acids)
Source: RefSeq, a predicted model, not a curated record
AUGUCCCCCCAACCACACUGUGGCCGCAAAAGCGCCCUCCUAACCCUCCUCCUCUUCUUCACCAUCCUCCUCCGCCUCACCGCCGCCGCCCCAGACCCAUCCCCCCUCAACACAACCCUCGACAUCUCUGCGCUCUAUCAGUCCGCAGACGCCGACUGCGUCGGCUACGAGGGCCAGUGGAACUGCCUCGCGGAUAAGUUUCAGCGCUGCACGGCCGGCAAGUGGACCGCCGCACUGUCGUGCAGCGCCGACGAGGGCACGCUUGACAGCAGGGACACGACGACGACGACGUGCUCGCCGCUGGGGAGGACGGAUCUGGUCGAGUUCGCGGGGGAGUGCAGCGCGGCGUGGGGGUAUGGCGGCGGCAGUGGAUGGGGGAGCGGGAGCGGUGGGCGGUGUAAUAGCAAUGGGUGCUAUUAUGGUGCUGGGGCGAAUUUGACGGUUGAGAAGUGGGUUUAUGCGUUGGUUAUUCAAAAUAUACCCGAAACAUCACUCAACAUGGCCGCCAACACCAACACCGCGACUCUCGACGCUGAGAACGCCUACCAGAGCCCUACGGUUCCCGCGACAAAUGAUGUAGCUCGCACCAACACAACUGCGACCACUGGAGCCGGCGUCGGAAGCACGGUGGGCAGCAAUGCUCACGUUGCCGGCAACCCCGCGACGCACGCUGGCACUCACGCACCAGUCGGCGGCGGAGAUGCGCCAACGACGCGGUCUGGAGGCAUCGGGGGACAGAUCAAGGGCGCACUCGCCCAAGGACAUGGCGUUGGUGAGGUGCUGAGGGGCAAGUUCAACUCAGCGGUUGACACUGCGGCCGGCGACACCGCUGGGCAGGCCAAGAACAAGAACAUCGCCACCGGCGGAGAGAGGGAGUUUGCGGGCAAGGACUUUGUCAAGAAGGGUACCCUCGACAAGGCACUUUGA